UUAAUUUUGGUAUACGUGCGUGUAUCAUCGUCUCUCUCUCUCUCUCUCUAGUUGGUGGAAUUCCCAAAUCUCUCACAAAUCGUAUUCAAGGAUAUUUUCUAGGGUUUGUUCGUUUCUGCGGCGACGAUGAUAUAUAACUACCAUGAUAAGCUGCGAUGUGAUGGUGAAACGAGCUUCAGCGUCGGUUGACGACAAGCUUAACUUGUUGCCGAUGAAAAAGCAGAAGCUGGACGAGGGAUACUUUGAAAGCGAAUUCGAAACCGAAACCGAGAGCGAGAGCGAAGGCGAAGUAGAAGACGGGAUGGAUUACAGAGGGUUAGAAGACGUGGAAGAAACGGAACCGGAGUGGGAUGUGGACAGCUUUGAUGGUCGGGAAUACGAAUCAGAUGCAGAGAUUCGUGACAGCUUUGCUAACGAAAAUGAUUACAUGGAAUACCGCGAAGAAAGGAUCCAGGCUCUGGAGGAUAGGGGGUUUUUACCAGAUCCAUUCAAUUACAUUGGCGCUAUUCAGAAUCUGGAUGGACCAGCUUAUGGAAACAUGACUAAUAGGGAGUACUUGGCGGGUCUUGCUUCCAUGUGCGUUAAGAAACUCAACGAGGUUAAGGGAAAGACUGUGGAAUUUGAUAGUAUUGUGAGAGCCACUAGAAAUGCUGGAGGAGCUAGUUGGACAAUCUCGUUUAUGGCUCGAGAGUAUCCGAGUGGGCCUCUCCUGGAGUAUCAGGCUAAGGCCAUGAAUUUCGUUGGACAAUCUCGAGAUCCUGUUCCCAUUCUCUGCAGACCUGCCCCUAUAAAACCCUUCAUCUAAGAAGACUUACAUAGAUGGUUAUGUUGAUGUUUUGGCUACCAGAAGAGCGAGGCUUCCAGCUAUAGUUAAAGCUACGAGUUGGAUCUGGGUGGACUUUGUUUUAUCUCAUUGUUUGCUGUGUAAUAUGACCUAAACCUGUAACUUAAUAAGUUGUGCGAUAUAAUUAUGAAGUUUAAUGGUUAAUGAAUUAUGUUUCUUUA
Messenger RNA from Camelina sativa (false flax), 1005 nucleotides. NCBI's taxonomy places the organism in Eukaryota, Viridiplantae, Streptophyta, Magnoliopsida, Brassicales, Brassicaceae. The record is from RefSeq and is a predicted model, not a curated record.